UCUGAAACUGCGGGCUCAGAGCCGGGUUCUGGGCUUACAGACAACCUCUCUCUCCUCUUGCUGAGAAAGCAGUGGCAGCAGCGGCGGCGGCGAGGCUUGGCCCACAGCUCCCUCGUUCCCUUCCACCACCUGGGGAAUUCCCAAGGUGAAGGAGACGGUCCUGGACGACCCCAGGAAGAGGGACAGGGGUGGUGUGCAGUGCAACGAGACCCAGGGAAAUAGCGAGCACCGAACGCUGACGAGGUGGGAGGGAGUGUGGGCAGCUGCAGAGCAGGGGAGCUCGCCGCGGAUGGAGGGACAGUAGAAGGUUGCAGGAGUCCCUCUGGGCCUGGCUGGUGACACUUCGGCUGCUACUUGGGUCUGCACCCUCAUCUUGACAUGUUGAGUCCCAAGAUUGGCAUCGCUGUCCUGUUGACAGUCUUGCAGGUGGCCUAUGGACAGAAGGUGAACAGCCUGACUGCCUGUUUGAUGGACAAGACCCUGAGGGUGGACUGCCGCUAUGAAAAUAACACCAAGUCCCCGCUUCAGUAUGAGUUCAGCCUGACCCGAGAGAAACAAAAGCAUGUGCUGAACUCCACAAUGGGAGUGCCUGAGCAUACCUACCGGAGCCGGGUCAACCUCUCCAUCUCCCAUAACUUAAUGAGCCUGUCCCUGAAAGAUUUCACCCAAAAGGAAGAGGGGAUCUAUUCCUGUGACCUGCGUGCUUCUGGAAUCCCCAACUCCUUUGUCACCAAGAACAUCACUGUCUACAAAGAUAAACUGCAGACCUGUGGGGUCAUGAGCCUGCUGGUUCAGAACACCUCAUGGCUGCUGCUGCUGCUGCUCUCUCUCCCCCUUCUACAGGCCACGGAUUUUGAGUGCCUGUGAUUGGCGGGGGGACCUGGAGGAGACAUAAAAAAUGAGGCCAAACCCCAGGAGCCCCCCCUACUUCUCUCUGAGCCGGCUGUCCCACUUCACCCCCCAUCCUGGGGAGGUGAGAGGAGGCAGGAAACCCACCCCCAUAGAGGAAUCCUAGCUCCGCAUGCCAUCAUUCACCUAUUCUUCCUCCACCUCGCCUCCUCGCACUUCACACUCCCCUUAUCCAGUACCACCGGCUGCAUUUUUGUAUUUGUCAUUCCAGAGAUGCUUCUGUGAUUUGUUUGGAGUUACUUUUCUUCUUUUCUUUCCUUUGGAAGUUUGUAAAGGAGGUAGCAAGGGGGCAGAGGAGAGACCAAGCCAGUUUCCUUGGAUUGGCAAGGACUGAUUUGCUAUGACCUCGAGAGAGGCUCCGCAGAGCAUGUGUACAUGAUAGCAAGGGGGAAGGAGGGCACAUGAGAUCUUCUGUGCCUGCUCGGGUUUAGGAGGACAGAGAAUGAUAUGGGGGAAGCAGUAUGUGGGAGGUGUCAUGUGUCGGGAGCAUCCCACGGCCAAGAUGAGAAAAACAUUGGACCCAUUCUUGAUUAACGCAAGACAAUGGUUCUAGGUUUCCCAAAUCUGCCCCGUUGUCUUUACUGAGCUGGAAAGGACCUCACCAGAAUGAUCAGUUGGAAAUGCCCCCAUCUUACCACUUUCAGAAAUCCCCUAGAUUCCCCUGGCAAGAAGGCCAUCAGCAAAUGCAGAAGGGCCUAGAAAGUAAGGAAGAUGGAGGUGGAGCAGAGGGGGAAAGGAGAAAAACUGUACUGAGCAGUGUCAGUGGACUCCCACUCUAGUCUCUGCAUCCAACCCUAGUGAAUGGGGGCCUAGGAAAAAACCAGGAAUGGGAAAUCUCCCAGUAUUUCCAUCUCUGUUAUAUGGCCAUCUUCACGCUCUUGCCACCACCACCCAACUUCCACAAAAGCUUCCAAAAUUCCAACCAAGAAGCUGACCAAGCCAAAUCAAGGCUAUGCCCAGAUAACUGGAUCCUUCUAUCCUAGGUGAGGAGCUAGGUCUGGGUGGUAGCCAUGUACCUGAAGCAGCACCCCUUUGGGGGCAUUUCUGUCCCCCUGCCCUGUUGAUUGGACUGCUCGGGUAUCUCUCUGGUGACAUCACAGAGCCAAACUGGAGUUUUCUGAGGAAUACAGUGGAGAAAGACCAAUAAACGGUGCCAAUCUUCCUGAAAUAAGGUGUAAAAACCCAGAACCCAGCUCCCCACAACUACUGGCAUUGCUGUCUUGUCCUGUGAUCAUGUGUAUCGUCUCCACAGCUUGUAUUAUGGCAUCUAGCCAAGGAUAAACAAAACUACACAAUAAAGCCAAGCCUCUGGA
Molecule: messenger RNA, 2222 nt
Organism: Dromiciops gliroides (monito del monte)
Lineage: Eukaryota; Metazoa; Chordata; Mammalia; Microbiotheria; Microbiotheriidae
Gene: THY1
Product: Thy-1 cell surface antigen
Exons: 5
Coding region: 379-867 (162 amino acids)
Source: RefSeq, a predicted model, not a curated record